GAAAAUUAGUAUCAGAAAAAGGAAUUAGAAUACCAGAUUCAUAUUUAGAGGCAAUAGAAAAAUGGAAAUGGCCAGAAGGAUUAGAAUCAUAUGGAGGAAGAAUAACCUGGAUAAUGGACUUUAUACCAGAUGCUCAGGAAGAUUUAGCAGAAAUAAGAAAAGUAAUUAAUGGAGAAACUACGGGAAUAUCCUUAAAUUAUAAACCAGCAAAAGAAGCCUUUGAAAGACUUAAAGAAAAAAUAAAGAAAAGAAUAACUUUAGCUAAACCAAAUUACGACAAUAUCAUGAUAUUAUCAUGCGAUGCAGGACCAGAAGCUUUGGGAGCAUGUUUAUUCCAAGAAGAAAAAGAUGAAAAGGGCAAAACGAAAAGGAAUAUAAUAGGAUUUUAUUCGAGAUCUUUGAAUAAAUUGCAAAAAGGAUACUCAAUACCUCGAUUAGAAUUAAUGGCAAUAAAUGAAGGAAUAGAUCAUUUUUAUGCAGACCUUAGAUUAUCUAAAGGAAUACGAAUUUUAACAGAUA
This is a messenger RNA of Entrophospora candida, 519 nucleotides long. NCBI's taxonomy places the organism in Eukaryota, Fungi, Glomeromycota, Glomeromycetes, Entrophosporales, Entrophosporaceae. The record is from the annotation of a GenBank genome assembly.